GGCACCAAAUAGGCCUGUCUGCACCAAAAAAAGAAGAAGCAAAGAGCCAAAAACAAACCAAUUAAUCUAUUAUUGUAUCAUUUUCAAUGCUGAAAUUACUACUACCAAUUUGGUCUUUGUUGCCAUUCAUGACAGGUGGUAGUAAAUGGGUGGUAAGGAAGAUGAUGACGACACUCUGGCCUUGCCAUCUUGUUCUGCUUCUGUUGUUGUUGAUGAUUUUGUGAAACUAUUAGUUGAUUCGCCGAUUCUGUUUUUCGUUCUUUCUCACAAAGCUGUUGAAAUUGAGCUUGAUCAAAUUCGUUGUGUUGCGGUUGAAGCAUUGGAUAGUGGUGGUUGUGGUGGUCGUGGUGAAGUAGUUGAUCAACUUUGUAAGCGGUUACACUUUUUGAAGAUUGUUUAUAAGUAUCAUUGUGUUGCUGAAGAUGAGGUCCUUUUUCAAGCACUAGAUGCACAAGUGAAGAAUGUGGUCUUCACAUAUUCACUUGAACACAAUAGUAUAGAUGUUCUGUUCAGUUCCAUCUUCGAUUGCUUGGAUCGCUUACAAAAGGAGAAAAAGGAGGUUUCCGUCUUGUUUAAUGAACUAACAUGUAGCAUAGGUACCAUCCAGACAACCAUUUCUCAGCAUAUGCUAAAAGAAGAGGAGCAGAUUUUUCCGUUGAUGAUGGAGAAAUUCUCUUCCGAAGAGCAGGCUAGGCUCGUUUGGCAAUACCUAUGUAGUGUUCCUCUAAUGAUACUGGAGGAUUUUAUGCCAUGGCUAACAGCUAGUCUUUCUUCACAUGAAAAGACAUACUUUCUGAAUUUCAUACAUAUAGUCUUACCUGAAGAAAAACUUAUUCAAGAGGUGUUCAUCUCAUGGCUUGAUGAUAACAAGGAAGCAUCUUCCCGGUCCUGCAUAAAAGAUGGAAAAGGCGCUAAAUUUCAUUAUGGAAAAGCCAAUAUGAAGUACAUAUUUGAAAUGGAUGUGCUGAUGGUUCAGUGCAAGGAAAUGCAGCACCAGAAGGCUUCAGAAGAACAUAAUCCAAUUGAUGGUUUUCAUAUCUGGCAUGCUGCUAUAACACGAGAUCUAAGAGUAAUUAUGGAGGAACUAUAUCAACUACGAAGCUCGCUUUGUGUUUCAACCUUGUUGUCAGUGAUUACACAGUUGAAGUUUUUUGCAGAUGUUUUCACAUUCUACAGCAAUGCACUGGAUCAAAUCUACUAUCCCUUGGUAGAUCAAUUGAACACGGAUGCCCUUUCUACUUUUCAUGAACAAUUUAUUGAAAGAAGUCAAAUUGAAGAACUGCAGAGAUUGCUAUACUAUAAGCUGCAUGGGGAGAUACAAAUAAAGGUUUUUGUAGAUAUGCUUUGCCAGGAAGUGGAACUAUUUGUUGGGAGGAUGAACAAAAAGCUGCAGUUUCUAGAAACCGAGGUGUUUGUGUUCAUUAGAGAGACCUGCAGUCAUGAAUUGCAGCUUUGUUUAUUGUACAUGAGCCUGCAUAUGUUGCCACUUGGGUUGCUAAAGUGCAUGAUUAUUUGGUUCUCUGCUCAUUUAUCUGAGGAUGAGUCCAAAAUGAUGUUGAACAAUAUAAAGUUGGAAUCUGCUGUAGUUAACAAGUCCUUUGCUACUCUUUUAUAUGAGUGGGUUCGGAUGGGUUAUUCAGGCAAAAUCUCAGUUGAGAAGUUUAGAAAAGAUUUAGAAGAAAUGUUCAGUAGCAGAAGCUCUUUGUUUGAAAAGUGGAGCAAGAAUUCUGGAAGUUCUUCCUCGCACUCGGAAAUGCAAUCCCCUGAUAGACCUUAUCACCCUUCAACACUUGACAACCUUGGGAAGCAUGAUACACCUUAUUCUAAUGGGAUCAAUCUUCGUAUAUUUUUCUCGGAUUCACUGAAUGACUUAUUCUGCCUUCCUGAAACUGCUGUUGAUGGUAUGAGAUUAUCCAGUCUUGAUGUAAAACCAAUUGACUUUUUCCAUUUCUUCCACAAAGCCCUGAAAAAAGAUUUGCAGUAUGCUCUUUCUCUGUCAGUUAAGUUGGCUGAAGAUGUGGGACUCCUUGCUGAAUUUGAAAGACAUUUCCAUCACGUACGAUUUCUAUAUCAGCUGCAUAGUAAGUCCGAGGAUGAAAUUGCCUUUCCUGCCUUGGAAUCUAAGGGACAGCUCCAAAAUGUCAGCCAUUCGUAUGGCAUUGACCAUAAGUUGGAGGUUGAGCAAUUCGAUAGAAUUUCUAUCAUCUUAAAUGAGAUCACCAGUUUGCAAGGUUAUGUGGACAUGAUUGACAGUAAUAAGCUGAAAUACAAAAGGUUGUGCUUAAAUCUACAUGAUACAUGCAUAUCUAUGCAUAAAACACUCACUGACCACAUCUACCGUGAAGAAGUUGAACUUUGGCCACUAUUCAAAGAACAUUUUUCUGUUGAGGAACAAGAAAAGAUUAUUGGAGACAUGCUUGGACGAACCAAAGCGGAGAAUCUACAAGAAAUGAUUCCCUGGUUGAUGGCAUCUCUAACACCAGAAGAACAACAUGGCAUUGUGUCAAUCUGGCGUAAAGUCACAAAGAAUACAAAGUUUUUUGAGUGGCUGGGAGAGUGGUGGGAAGGUAUAAAAAGAGAUGAGAGUGUAAACGCAGAAAAGGGAUCAAAGCUUUCUCUUGCAUUGGCUGUUGAUCCUUUAGAAGUUAUGUCUACAUAUUUGUCAAGAGAUGAUUUCAGGAGUUCAAGCGUCUUCCACGAGAAAGGGGAGAACUUUUCAUCGACAGAGUGUGCUGAUCAUGAUUUAGAUCAAUCUGGACUUUUCGCUGCAGAUAAAUCCCAGAAUGCCAAGGGAAACAAAAAUGUUAAUCGAGCCAUAGAUAUAUCUCAGCAUUCUACUGAUGUUGACAAGAAAAGAUGCAAUGACACAACAGACAUUGCUAAUCAAAAAGAAACAACUUGUCAGGAUAUAAAAUUAUAUGAGCAGUCAAAGCAAAAGGAUCACAAGGAGCACCAUCUAAUGCUGACUCAAGACAAGCUGGUUGACGCAAUAAGAAGAGUAUCAGGCGACUCCUCUUUGGAUUCUGUAAAGAAAUCACACCUCAUGCAGAGCUUGCUAAUGAGGCAAAUACAUUUUCAACUUCUAUCCUUUGAUUUGUUUCUUGGGAAGAAGCCAUAUAUGGUUACAUUGGUUGCUAUUGGAUCAAGAUUGGCAGUUGUGGCACCAAUCAGAGAGAACCGGAAAACUGUUGACAUUACAAGGAUUUCUUUCAGUCAAUGGAUUUUGACACAGGAGAAGUCUUAUUCAGAGGUUGCUACUGCAAAGGAUAAGGAGAAAAUCACUGGUCAAUGUCCGUCAUUUCGUGAUAAAACAGAAUCAGUUUUUGGUUGCAAGCAUUACAAGAGGAACUGCAAGCUACUUGCUCCAUGUUGUAAUGAGCUCUUUCCAUGUAUACGAUGUCAUGAUGAAAUUACUGAUCAUUGUCUGGACAGAAAAUCUAUCACCCAGAUGAUGUGCAUGAAAUGUUUGAAGAUGCAACCUAUCUGUCCCAGUUGCUUAACUCUUACUUGCAACAAUUUCUCCAUGGCUAAAUACUAUUGCAGAAUAUGCAAAGUGUUUGAUGAUGACAGACAGAUAUACCACUGCCCUUUCUGCAAUUUGUGCCGAGUGGGGGAGGGAUUAGGCGUUGAAGUCUUUCAUUGCAUGACCUGCAACGCUUGCUUGUUAUCGAAGUCUCUCUCUAUUCAUACAUGUCGAGAGAACUGCUUGGAGGAUAACUGUCCAAUCUGUCAUGAGGACAUUUUCACUUCAGCUACUCCAGUUAAACAACUUCCUUGUGGUCAUUUCAUGCACUCAACAUGUUUUCAGGACUACACUUUUACGCAUUACACAUGCCCAAUCUGUAGCAAGACAAUUGGGGACGUGAAGGUGCUCUUUGAGAUGUUAGAUGCAUUUCUGUCUGAGGAAAAAAUUCCCGAGGAGUACGCUGGCCAGAUUCAGGUUAUAUUAUGCAAUGAUUGUCAGAAGAGAGGAACUGCUUCCUUCCACUGGCACUAUCAUAAGUGCCCAUAUUGUGGUUCAUACAAUACAAGGCUUAUAUGAUCUAAAUCCAGGGCUCCAGGACAAAAGGCAAAUUCAAGAUUUUAAGUUUACGAGUUCUGAACUCUAAGAUAGGAUAACAAGUGGAUUUGGGAUGAGUUUUUUUUUUAUGCAUACUAAGUGUAUAAUAACAUGAAUAUAAGAUCUGAGCCAAAACUACUGGCUUAAUGUAGAACCCCUAACUUCAAUGGUAGAUUUACCCGUCUCAGACUGUAGAGGUCUAGAGGAAGUGUUGUUGUUGAAUGAUUGGGAUGCUUCUUUCGUGGUCGAUAAAUAAUGUAUAUGCUUCAUUUUCUUCAUA
This is a messenger RNA of Solanum tuberosum (potato), 4340 nucleotides long. RefSeq lists its product as uncharacterized. The transcript has 13 exons. Gene Ontology annotation, molecular function: ubiquitin protein ligase activity; zinc ion binding. Bases 146 to 4042 code for a protein of 1298 amino acids. Gene Ontology annotation, cellular component: nucleus. NCBI's taxonomy places the organism in Eukaryota, Viridiplantae, Streptophyta, Magnoliopsida, Solanales, Solanaceae. The record is from RefSeq and is a predicted model, not a curated record. Gene Ontology annotation, biological process: ubiquitin-dependent protein catabolic process; protein ubiquitination.